Messenger RNA from Asterias rubens (European starfish), 3174 nucleotides. Its product is annotated as BTB/POZ domain-containing protein 17-like. The record is from RefSeq and is a predicted model, not a curated record. The transcript has 3 exons. Lineage: Eukaryota; Metazoa; Echinodermata; Asteroidea; Forcipulatida; Asteriidae. The coding region runs from base 316 to 1680 and encodes 454 amino acids. Gene Ontology annotation, molecular function: protein binding.
GGGACGCUAGUUUUGUGCGCUGCUGCACCGUAUUAAACGAGUAACGGGUUCUAAAACGUGAUUGUGUUGAUGUUGUGUAGCUAGUACGUUCCUUUCGUGUAUGUUGAUGAUAUGACGGGACGAAUGCAUGUCAAAGUGGCAUGAGUGAUCGUUUUUUACGGAUUUUGACUUAGACCCUAGAUCCCUGACAUGCAUGACAUUAUUAAGAGUAGACGCUGAAACAGACUUCAGUAAAAAGCUAGGAGCUAGGACCUCUCCUCUACCAGAGUACCACCACCAAGUCUCCAGAAACCCCAACACCACCCAAACAUCAUCAUGACCACUCACGAGCGACACGUGAACUGCCCCACAAGCCUGUGCACCAGAAUUGCCAUGGAGUUCAACAACAAAGAACUGAGCGAUGUCAAGUUGACUGUCGGAGACAAGGAGUUCUUCGCUCACCGCAUGAUACUCGCCAGCCAGAGCGAAAUGUUCCGCAUCAUGUUCAUGGGGUCCCAGUGGGUGGAGUCCACUCAGGCGAACAUCUCUCUGACGGAGACAAAAGAGAGCGAGGGCGUCUUCCACGAGUUUCUGAGUUUCUUCUAUUCGGCGAGGAUUCACCUGACGAAGGACAAUAUUGUGGCGGUGAGGAUAUUGGCCGACAAGUAUCAACACAUCCAACUCGAGAAAGAAUGUGACCGUUUCAUCGCCCGAAUCAUCAGUCAAGACGACACCCACACCAUCGUCACCUGGCUGGUCUCUAUCAAGAAUCUCGGAGAGAAGCUGGAGCAGCGCUGCUUGAACAAGCUCCAGAUGGAGUUCCUCAAAUUGAUGACGUCGGAGGAAUCUCGCGCACUGCUGAACCUGGAACUGCUCCUCAAGAUCGUCGAGAGCGACAACGUGCUUGUCUGCAACGAGCAGUUGCUCUUCAACCUUGUCGCAACUUGGAUAAUGGAGAAGCGCCAUACGUCGAGCCAGAAGAGCGCCAUCACAAAGUUACUGCCGCACAUCAGAUUCUCUCACAUGACAAUCCCGGAGCUUGCAAAGGUUGAGAAGUCACCCCUGGGGAUCAAAUACCCAGAGAUGAUCAUCAGGCACAUGUUUGAAGCGUACAAGAGUCGUGCGCAGAAUGCCAACCUCCGGGACAAAGCGGACGGUGAUGUCAAGGAAGAAUUAGAGCCCAUGGACUCUAUCCUACCCCGCAUGUACACAGAUUCUCCGUGGGGAGCCGGCUACACCAAAGACAGCGACACCUUCCUAAGCAGUGAAUUUGACUACAUGAGUUUCACCUGCCCAGUGGUGGACAGAAAAAUCCGACCGUGCACCAUCUCAAAGAUGCCACAAUCCUGGACAGUGUCCUACAAGAAAGAGGUCAAGUCGUACAUUGAGUCCGAAGACCAGGUCAUCAACCGAAAGCUGGUCACACACGACAUGAAUUUCAAGUAUAAGUUCGGCGAGGAACAGAGGAACUACGAAAUCGUCAUCAUCACGGGCUACAUCCCCAAGGAGGAAGAAGGGGUGACGGCUGGUUUCCAGAUGAUAAGCACGAGGAGACACCACGGCACCAUCAAGAAGAUCAGCAACAAGACGCAAAAUCGCCGGAAGAUUCGUCUGACCGAGGUUCACAAGCCGGCACUUCUGGCCGGUAGUGAGUAUGUGUUUUCACUCGGUAUUUACAUGCAGGACAGCUACAAAGAAUAAUCAACACUUUUGUCGGGUCAGUGGUAUUAAGGUCAUUAGUUGUUAUUUCAUACUCCUUAACGGUGGCUAAGUGAAAAAUGCGCUUGUGUCCUACAAAGAAGUACCCAAACCCCUUCAUAAUAGGAUCAAAAUUUGUGAACAUUUUUGUAAAUUGUAAAAUAUUUUCGCGAAAACCACCGUUUUACCGACCCAACCCAAACAAUUUAUGCUAGAAAGUAGAGCUGUAGUGGUAUUUGUCUUGCCAUUACAAAGAUAAAUCAGUAUUUGACUUGUUCAUUGAAUAACAAUCCUGAAGUUUUUAUACACGAAAAAAUUGAAUCAGAGUUUUAAAAUUAUUACAAACAGAAUGUUUCCACUUUUCCUUAUAUUUGUAGAUUUUAUGCAACUUGAUUCUAGCUUUUUCUGUGGGCUGCUUUUUAUCUUUAAAUGUUUACAUCAGGUCCCUGAAUCCAAGUUAAAAACAACUAAUAAUAAUAAUAAUAGUUUGUUAGGGAGUCAGACAAAUCAGAGUUUAAACAAAUUAUUACAAAUAGCACUAUUCUAUUGAUCCUUAUUUUUGUAGUUCUUUCAUACGUAACUUGAUUCUAGCUUUUGCUAAUGGGCCGCUUUUUAUCUUUUUAAAGUUUUCAUCAGGCCCCUGAGUCCAAGUAAUACAAAAAAUAAGUUGUAAAGAGUGCUAUGGGUCAUUACUAGUUGUAGACAUUUUUCAGGUUGAGCGUAGCUAGGCUUAAAUUGUAUACUGUAAAAUAUUGCCAACUUUAGACCCCCCCCCAAAAAAAAAGUAAAAAUUUAUUGGAAGAUGUUUUCAAUUGUUAUCUUUUUUAUAUUCAAUAAUUAGAACCAGGUAGAGUUUUGAAAAAAAUGUUAUUUUGAUGCUAGGGGUCUCUUUGCAUCAUUGUGAUGGGAAAAAUUGUUGUGAAGGAGUAUUUUUGAAGUUGAAGUAUUUUUUUGUGAAAUAAAAAUAAUCCUUUUUUGCUUUUUUAAAACCAAACAAGGCAAAUUAUUAGACCUUUUAAUACCUUUUAAAAACAAAACAAUAACCAGGUUAAUGUUGAUGUUUAAGACAUUUUAUUGGUGGAUUCUAUAGAUAAGUGCAAACACCAAUCAACAAAAAAUAAUAUAUGUAAACUUCUCAUUCUUUUUGCAAAAACUUCAAUAUUUUAAUAUUUUUUAAUAUUCAAGGUUCAUUCAUUGCAUUGUCAAUCAUUGCUAACAAUUUGUUUUGAAUUUCCAAUAAGAACCCUUUUUAAAGUUCUUAAUCGUGACAAUUUGUUACCGACUACAUUGUAUGUGUAUUGCAUUUCAUAAUUCAUUAAUAGCUAAAAAACUACGUCUGUUAAAUCGUUGCGGUGUCCUCUGCUAAACAAAUAGGGAUUCUAGCUACCAAGCAAUCUCGGUGGUCUAGUUGGUAGGACACUACUCUAGAAUUUCAAAGAUCGUUGGUUCAACAAUGAUAUACCUGUGAUAUUUUAAAGAACUUGGAAAAGUACUGAG